AAGUACAUCCACCUUUCGCUGGAUUGGAUCGGUUGAUACAUUGCGCAACAUGUACCAGACAGGCACUCACUAUGCGACAGUUUUGUACGCAGAAUAAAAGAGCCAUUCCUCUUUCCGUAGGGGAGCUAGAGCCAAACAUUUUCUCAGUUUUGCGAAUCAAAAUAAAACCGUUUUGCGUCAUCGAUUGAUCGUCAGGACAUUAAUUUUUUGCUAACCAAACGCGUGUGCUUUCACCGUAGUGUAAUUAACAAGUAAAACAAGUGCGUUAUAGAAAACGGUAGCGGAAAAAUGCCUCCCAAAGAACGAAGUAUUGCCAUGAUGGGCUACCGAUCUGUUGGCAAAUCUUCGCUAAGUAUUCAAUUCGUCGAAGGACAAUUUGUGGAUUCGUACGACCCGACCAUUGAAAACACUUGGAACAAAGUUACGCGCGUCAAUUCCACCGAGUACGAAGUGAAACUGGUCGACACGGCCGGCCAGGAUGAGUACAGCAUAUUUCCCGCUCAGUACAGCAUGGACUUCCACGGGUACGUUCUGGUCUACUCGAUUACGAGCCAAAAGUCCUUCGAGGUGAUCCAGAUCAUCUACGAGAAGCUGCUCGAUGUCAUGGGAAAAGCCUAUGUUCCAGUAGUGUUAGUCGGAAAUAAAACGGAUUUACAUCAAGAACGAGCCGUCUCAACGGAAGAUGGUCGAAAGCUAGCCGAAUCCUGGAAGGCACAGUUCCUCGAAACUUCCGCAAAGCAAAAUGAGUCAGUGGCCGAUAUAUUUCACUUGUUGCUACAACAAAUAGAACGGGACAACGGAAAUACCAGUGAAAAGAGCAGCUGCAUCAUAUCCUGAAUUGUCGGCGGCAGAGCUGCUUCCUUCCACAGCAUCACCAUCAGUAUCGUCAUCAUCGCCUCCGCGCUCAUUAUUGCAGACUUCCGUGGUCAAUGUUGGACUUAGUUACAACCUACGAAUAGGACACGGUAACACACGGUGGGUGUCACUGUUACUUGCUGCUACUGAUCACAUUACUAUACUACUAUUCCACCACUUAGUUUCAUUGCAAUCGAAGAAAAAGACAAAAGCAAUGUUUUUAUUUACAAAGUUCUGGGUGUAUCGGAGGGUGUUUAGGCCUCCUCGAAGCUGUGAGAUUGAAAGUAAAAUAUCGACAGGAAUAUCGUAGGAUUCAUUCAAAUUUAAAAAAAAAAUUUAAUGGUCAGGAAGUUGUUGAAGAAAUAAAAACGAAAACGUGCGUGUGUGUGAAUGUUCUCUAUAUGAUUAAUACAAAUAUUUUAUCAUUUCGAAACAGGCAAAAAGCGUCGUGAAUGUAUGAUGAACUAGAAUGGGGAAAACGUGAAAGAAUAUUUUAAAAUGUACCUUAAAACUUUUCAUUGAGAAAAAUCGUUAGUAUAUUAGAACAACCAAUGAAAAUGAAUUACAAACACCGAACGGAAAUGAACUGAACCUGAAGCACAGGGCGGGAAGGCGCUUUACUCGUAGUAGCUAGGGAGAUUGCAAUGUACGAACAAACCGGAAAAGGAUACGAAAGAAGCUUCUUUAUUUUUCGAUCCAUUUUAUUUGUGUUCACUCCAACUGGCCGUAAAGGAGAUGUAAGGGGAAAAUAUUGCAUCGACGGAACACUUCUAGCAGUUAAUAACAAAAUAUACAUUUUAGUGGUAAAUCAAUUGUACCCCCAACUGUGUAUAGUCAAAUCUAGAAAAAAAACGAACUCAAAAGCACACCGACGUAGGUCACACCCCUCUCCGAGAUUAGUGAAGUCUAAGCAAAUUACAAUUGUAAUGCACCACAAAACUAAACCAACGUCUAUUGUCUUUCGACAAAAAUUCGUAUCAAUUUAUCGUUAGGUUCUAAUUUUGUAGUUCGAUUUGCCAACUGAUUUGCCGGUGAUAGCUUUCUAUACCUGUUAAAGAAUUAGUUUUUUCAGGACUACCAGUUCGAUUAAGUUGGUAUAUCAUUUUAGGAGCACGAAAUGCGACAAACUGUUUUGUAUGCAAAGUAGCAUUAGUUGGGUCCCACACAUAGCCAUUAAAGAAAAAGGAAAACAACAAGGAUAAAAACAAACGCAUGCUUGUAAUGUUUGAUUUACUCAAGCAGGUCACACACAAAAAAAGCACAGCGGAAAAAAUUACAAAACUGUAUUUGUUUAACCUCUAAAAAUGUAGCAAUUAAUCCUUAGCUUUAGUGCUUUUAGCGAGAUUCCUUUUGAACAUCAACAACCAUCGUUCAGGCACAGGUGAUUUAGAAA
Molecule: messenger RNA, 2248 nt
Organism: Sabethes cyaneus
Lineage: Eukaryota; Metazoa; Arthropoda; Insecta; Diptera; Culicidae
Gene: Rheb
Product: GTP-binding protein Rheb homolog
Exons: 5
Coding region: 289-837 (182 amino acids)
Biological process (GO): small GTPase-mediated signal transduction
Cellular component (GO): plasma membrane
Molecular function (GO): GDP binding; GTP binding; GTPase activity
Source: RefSeq, a predicted model, not a curated record